This is a messenger RNA of Anisakis simplex (herring worm), 249 nucleotides long. The record is from the annotation of a GenBank genome assembly. Lineage: Eukaryota; Metazoa; Nematoda; Chromadorea; Rhabditida; Anisakidae.
AUGUCAAAAUCCAGACUGGCAGUGAUUGAUUUGGCGUUUAAAAAGUUGGAUAAGACAGGCGAUGGAGUGAUAACGGUCGAUGAUAUGCGAGGUGUUUAUCACGCCGAAAGGAAUCCGCAGUUCAUGUCGGGCGAGAAGACUCGUGAUGAAGUUUUCAAACAAUUUCUGAAAAAUUUCGAAGUUGGAGGGCACGUCGACGGAAAGGUACUAGUACAAGAGUUUGCUGAUUUGCUCAGAAUAAUUAGAUGA